AUGGACGCCGUCGAUUACUCGGAGCACUACGAGGUCACCACGACCGAGGAGACGCCGUCGCUGCUCUCCGUCAUCAUCGACACCAACCCACGCGCCUGGGCCGUCCUCGAUGACGGCAGCGCCCCGCUCUCCCUCACCACCGCCGUCGCGAACCUCCUCGUCUUCAUCAACGCCCACCUCGCCUUCAGCGGCGCCAACCAGGUCGCCGUCAUCGCCGCCCACGUCAACCGCGCCGUCUGGCUGUACCCUUCCUCGCAGCAACACGCGAACCCCUCACAACAGCAUGGCUCGUCCUCCGCCGACGCUGACGCCGCCAUGGCCGACGCGGACAUCACCAACACAAGGUCCUCGGCCAACAAGUACCCGCAGUUUGCCCACAUCGAGGCCACGGUGAUGGCCUCGCUCAAGAAGCUCAUGGCCGAGAUGACGGAGCGCGACCUCGCAAGCACGACGACGCAGCUCUCCGGCGCGCUGACCCUCGCGCUGUGCCACACCAAUAAGGCCGCGCGCGCCCUCGGCGCUUCCGAGCUCGACAACGCCGCGCCCACCACCGCCGCCGGCCAAGGCACCGCCACCAGCGCGCCCCCGCCGAUGAAGGGCCGCAUCCUCGUGCUCUCCGUCUCCGACUCCGAGUCCGCGCAGUACAUACCCACCAUGAACGCCGUCUUCGCCGCCGCCCACGGCCGCGUCGCCAUUGACGCGCUCGCCCUCGCUGGCGACGCCACCUUCCUCCAGCAGGCGUGCUUCAACACCGGCGGCGUCUUCCUCCGCGCCGACGCCAACCCGCGGGGCCUGCUCGCCUACCUCAUGUUCGGCAUGGUCGCCGACGUCGAGGCCCGUGAGGCCCUCGUCCCGCCCACCCACGACACCGUCGACUUCCGCGCCGCCUGCUUCUGCCACGGCCGCGUCGUCGACACCGGCUUCGUCUGCUCCGUCUGCCUCUCCAUCUUCUGCGAGGCCCCCGCCGACGCCGAGUGCCUGACAUGCGGCACGAGGCUGCGUCUGGGCAGGUACGGCGCCAAGCCGGCCGUCAUCCCCCGCAAGAAGCGCAAGAAGAAGAAGGUCGUCAACGGCAGCGGCAGGGAGGAGACGAUGAGUGCCACGGGGACGCCGUUGAGGUGA
Molecule: messenger RNA, 1122 nt
Organism: Cordyceps fumosorosea ARSEF 2679
Lineage: Eukaryota; Fungi; Ascomycota; Sordariomycetes; Hypocreales; Cordycipitaceae
Product: transcription factor TFIIH subunit Tfb4
Exons: 1
Coding region: 1-1122 (373 amino acids)
Biological process (GO): regulation of DNA-templated transcription; nucleotide-excision repair
Cellular component (GO): transcription factor TFIIH core complex; transcription factor TFIIH holo complex
Source: RefSeq, a predicted model, not a curated record